Messenger RNA from Styela clava, 1107 nucleotides. Lineage: Eukaryota; Metazoa; Chordata; Ascidiacea; Stolidobranchia; Styelidae. The record is from RefSeq and is a predicted model, not a curated record.
AUGAAGGGAAACAGGCUUGUGAUUCCAGAAGUACUCCGAACAGACAUAUUGAGAUAUUUACAUGAUGCACAUCAAGGUGUGAGUAAAUCGCGUGAACAUGCGAAGAAUUCUGUUUGGUGGCCAGGACUGUCUCGUGAUAUUGAAAAAGUUGUGAGAAACUGCAAUCUUUGUGAGAAAUAUAGACGAGAUCGAAUCGAACCAAUGAGAGGAACAGAAUUUCCAAAGAGACCAUGGUCACGAAUUGGCGCUGAUUUUUUCUAUUAUAAGGGAAACAACUAUCUUCUAGCAUUUGAUUAUUAUUCUCGCGAUAUAGAAAUUUGCAUCGUAACCAAGAAUGUUGAUACAGCAGAAACUGUAUUGAAAAUGAGGAAGAUAUUUUGUCGCCAUGGUAUUUGUGACGUAUUAUUUUCAGACAAUGGUCCACAGUUUGAUUCAAGACUGUUUAAAGAAUUUGCUAAGGAAUGGAACUUUGAGCACAUUACGUCAUCACCGAAAUAUAGUCAGUCAAAUGGUGAAACUGAAACAGCUGUCCAGACGAUGAAGGCAAUUCUGAAUAAGUGCGAUGAUGAAUAUCUCGCACUGCUGACAUAUCGAAAUACUCCAUUGCAUAAUGGAUAUUCGCCUUCACAACUGAGUAUGGGCAGAAAGCUGAAAACUAGAGUACCAUGCCAUCCAGACGAACUUAUACCGAAAGUUCCGGAAUACUCUAAACUCUGUCAGAGGGAGAGAGAAUAUAGGAGUAAAAUGACAAAUGAUUAUAAUCGUCGACACAGAGUUGUUCAGGGCGAUGACUUAUCUCCGGGCGACAGAGUUUGGAUACCAGAUUUGAGAACUGAAGGGAGAGUGUUAAGCCGACACUUUGCUCCAAAAUCAGUUUUGAUUGAGACUCCGAAAGGUACAGUUCGGAGAAAUCGACGUAUGACUAGAAGAAUGUUAGGAGAUACUCGGGAUGCAGAAGAUGUUUUUGAACCAACACAUAUAUCGUCCAGAGAAGAAGAUGAGAAUCAUAAUUCUUCAAGAGACAAUAACGUACAUCCUACACAGCCUAGUGUAAGGAGGUCAAAUAGAAUACGUCGAUCGGCAAGACGAUACAUUGAAGAAAUGUAA